AUGUUCAUUUUGUUUCCAAUUUUAUUUGUAUUGGUUGCUCUUGUGAAUAACGAAUUUACUCACGCUCUUGAUCAAGCCGGACGUGAUGCAGUAGUCUACUGGCACAAUUAUUAUCGUGCCGAAUUAGCUGCGGGAAGGGUUAAAAACAACACUGGAAGCUUUAUGCCAAAACCAGCUCUUAUGAAACAGAUGAAUUAUUCUUUAGAGUGUGAACAGAGAGCACAAUCUUGGGCAGAUCAAUGUACUUAUACUCGUGCCAUCGAGCAUGUAGUAAGUGGAUGGUGGGCAGAGUUAAUAUACAGAGGUGCUUUGGGGCCUGAGCCUGGAUCAACAUGUAUUCCAUAUACUGGUGCUCAAAAUGCUAGAGGUAUUGGGCAUUGGACACAACUUGCAUGGUGGAACACUAAUCAAGUUGGAUGUGGAAUUGGACGUUGCCCUUUAUAUAAAACUUAUGUAGUCUGUCAAUACAGGCCAGCUGGAAAUGUUAUCACAAAAUGCGUUUAUAAUGUUGGUGAGCCAUGUAGUGGGUGCCCAAAUAAUUGCAACCAAACAAGCAAACUUUGUCUUAAUUGA
Meloidogyne enterolobii is the source of this 573-nucleotide messenger RNA. NCBI's taxonomy places the organism in Eukaryota, Metazoa, Nematoda, Chromadorea, Rhabditida, Meloidogynidae. The record is from the annotation of a GenBank genome assembly.